GCAACUUUGAGGUGAUGACUACAAGCUACCGGUUGCAAUAGACAGUAACAAACCCUGCUUCUUUGUAUUCAGGAGAUGUUCUGGACUCACACAGGGAAACUCGGGCUAGAGAAUGAGGAUAAUUUUAAAUGCAACAACCCAGAGUCACAGAUCCAUAGUCUGCGAAAGUAAAACAGGAGCUUUGAGAAUUUAAUUGUAAUGCAGUUUUGACACAGGUCUUUCACAGAUUGGAAUUCUAAUCAUUCAGGGAUUACCAAUAUUGUGCUACCUACUGUAUCAAUAAACAGAAAGGAAACUGGUCUCUAUGAGAAUCUCUACCUGGUGCUUUCAGACAAAAACUUCACCAGGUUUAAAGAGAAAACUCCUGACUCUACACGUCCAUUCCCAGGGCGAGCUCACUGUCUGGCAUCAAGUUCCCCAUGGUGAGUUUCCCUGUACAAGAGUCCAAGGGGAGAGAGAAGCCAAUCAGCGUCUCCGCAGUCCCGGUUCUAAAGUCCCCAGUCACCCACCCGGGCUCAGAUUCUCCCCAGACGCCGAGAUGCGGGUCAUGGCGCCCCGAACCCUCCUCCUGCUGCUCUCGGGAGCCCUGGCCCUGACCGAGACCUGGGCCGGCUCCCACUCCAUGAGGUAUUUCUACACCGCCGUGUCCCGGCCCGGCCGCGGAGAGCCCCGCUUCAUCGCAGUGGGCUACGUGGAUGACACGCAGUUCGUGCGGUUCGACAGCGACGCCGCGAGUCCGAGAGGGGAGCCGCGGGCGCCGUGGGUGGAGCAGGAGGGGCCGGAGUAUUGGGACCGGGAGACACAGAAGUACAAGCGCCAGGCACAGGCUGACCGAGUGAACCUGCGGAAACUGCGCGGCUACUACAACCAGAGCGAGGACGGGUCUCACACUCUCCAGAAGAUGUAUGGCUGCGACCUGGGGCCCGACGGGCGCCUCCUCCGCGGGUAUGAGCAGUUCGCCUACGACGGCAAGGAUUACAUCGCCCUGAACGAGGACCUGCGCUCCUGGACCGCGGCGGACACGGCGGCUCAGAUCACCCAGCGCAAGUGGGAGGCGGCCCGUGCGGCGGAGCAGCUGAGAGCCUACCUGGAGGGCCUGUGCGUGGAGUGGCUCCGCAGAUACCUGGAGAACGGGAAGGAGACGCUGCAGCGCGCAGAACCCCCAAAGACACACGUGACCCACCACCCCCUCUCUGACCAUGAGGCCACCCUGAGGUGCUGGGCCCUGGGCUUCUACCCUGCGGAGAUCACACUGACCUGGCAGCGGGAUGGGGAGGACCAGACCCAGGACACCGAGCUUGUGGAGACCAGGCCAGCAGGAGAUGGAACCUUCCAGAAGUGGGCAGCUGUGGUGGUGCCUUCUGGACAAGAGCAGAGAUACACGUGCCAUAUGCAGCACGAGGGGCUGCCAGAGCCCCUCACCCUGAGAUGGGAGCCAUCUUCCCAGCCCACCAUCCCCAUCAUGGGCAUCGUUGCUGGCCUGGCUGUCCUGGUUGUCCUAGCUGUCCUUGGAGCUGUGGUCACUGCUAUGAUGUGUAGGAGGAAGAGCUCAGGUGGAAAAGGAGGGAGCUGCUCUCAGGCUGCGUGCAGCAACAGUGCCCAGGGCUCUGAUGAGUCUCUCAUCACUUGUAAAGCCUGAGACAGCUGCCUGUGUGGGACUGAGAUGCAGGAUUUCUUCACACCUCUCCUUUGUGACUUCAAGAGCCUCUGGCAUCUCUUUCUGCAAAGGCAUCUGAAUGUGUCUGCGUUCCUGUUAGCAUAAUGUGAGGAGGUGGAGAGACAGCCCAGCCCCGUGUCCACCGUGACCCCUGUCCCCACACUGACCUGUGUUCCCUCCCCGAUCAUCUUUCCUGUUCCAGAGAGGUGGGGCUGGAUGUCUCCAUCUCUGUCUCAAAUUCAUGGUGCACUGAGCUGCAACUUCUUACUUCCCUAAUGAAGUUAAGAACCUGAAUAUAAAUUUGUGUUCUCAAAUAUUUGCUAUGAAGCGUUGAUGGAUUAAUUAAAUAAGUCAAUUCCUAGAAGUUGAGAGAGCAAAUAAAGACCUGAGAACCUUCCAGAA
This is a messenger RNA of Pan troglodytes (chimpanzee), 2059 nucleotides long. It is a transcript of the gene PATR-C, whose product is annotated as major histocompatibility complex, class I, C. NCBI's taxonomy places the organism in Eukaryota, Metazoa, Chordata, Mammalia, Primates, Hominidae. Gene Ontology annotation, cellular component: external side of plasma membrane. Gene Ontology annotation, biological process: antigen processing and presentation of endogenous peptide antigen via MHC class I via ER pathway, TAP-independent; positive regulation of T cell mediated cytotoxicity; immune response. Gene Ontology annotation, molecular function: signaling receptor binding; peptide antigen binding. The transcript is spliced from 9 exons. Bases 305 to 1639 code for a protein of 444 amino acids. The record is from RefSeq and is a predicted model, not a curated record.